GAAUUUACGACUGUAAUAAAAUCAGGGUAUUGGAGUUAUGAAAUUGUUUUAUACGUCUGUACGUACUUUUACAUAAAAUAUAUAUUGAAUUGUAUAUGCCACAGCACAAACACAAAAUAAAAUCUUAUCCGAGGUUUUUUCGGGGCACUGUUUGCGUUCACCAAAAUUGCUCUUGAAACUGUAAUAUGCAAUAAAAAUUCUGCAACAGUUGCGAGCAAACGUGACUUAUUAAACUAUUUAUUUAAAUAAUUAGAUAUACCUCUUCACAUUAAUAUAUUAUCAAGGCCAAGUUUUCUAUUGUUAAUUUCACUAAUAUGCCACACUUAAUUUCACAAUUAUGCAAACAAUAGUUCCCUAAUUGAGUACUUACUGAAAUAAAAAAGGUAGUUUUACGACUUGUGUUUGAUUCAACAACAUCCAGUUAUCGUUCAUUCUUUAAAUUUUUGUUCGAUUCUUUUGCUUGUAAAAAUCAAGAAAAUCGGAAGAAUUCAUUGAUUAUUUUUAUUUUUUCAUAUAUUUUGCUAUUCCAACAUCUGUGUUGGGUUUUAUAGCUAGAAUUGGCGCGUGACACUCGCAUUAAUAGUAAAUAGUAAUCGAUAAUGAUUCGAACAAACUUUUUUUUAUACCAACUGCUGUUCAUUUCGUAUGUGACUUCAGAUUUGGACCAUUAUUAUAAGAUUUCUAUGGUAUCGUCAAGUGAUAGGCCGGAUAAGCCUGCUCUAUUCUUACACGGCGAGAGCCCGGUUUGGGACGUUGACAGUCAAUCUUUGCUGUUUGUGGACGUUCACCAACAAAACGUUCAUCGACUGGACUAUUUCACGGGAAAAAUUCACACAAAACAUAUAGAUUACGGUCAAGUGAAUGUAGUGUCACCAGUAUCUGGAUCUCGUCGACUUCUAGUCGCCGUGCGUUCUGCUUUGUAUUUGCUUGACUGGAAUGUGGCUGGAGAUUCCGCUUUAAGACUGCUAGCUACCGUGGACGAAGGUCUACCCGACAAUGUAAUAAAUGAGGGAAAAGCGGACCCUGAAGGAAGAUUUUGGGCAGGUACAAAGGGGCCUCAAACUGGCGACGAUGUGAUGCCAGAUAAAGCUACUCUGUACAGUUUUGAUACAAACCAAGACGGAUUGAUACAUCCGCGCGUUCAACUGCGACCUGUGUCUAUUUCAAACGGCCUCACGUGGUCUCUAAACACCACUGUCAUGUACUACAUUGACUCGCCAACUCAAAAAGUUGAAGCCUUCGAUUAUGAUUCGCAAAGAGGGGAAAUAACUGGCAGACGAACUAUCGUGGACAUUUCGAACUACGGAUAUGAAGAUGCUAUUCCGGAUGGAAUGACGAUCGAUAGUGACGGUCAUUUGUGGGUCGCAUUGAUGUUCGGUGGCACGGUGUUGCACAUAGACCCCGACGCAAGGCAAGUGGUGUACGGCUACAAACUACCAGUUUCUCGUAUUACAUCUCUAUGUUGGGGCGGACCAAAUCUCGAUGAAUUAUUCGUGACGUCAUCAAAAGACGUACAUGACACGACCGAGCCUUACGGAGGCGCCAUCUUUACCAUACGGAAGACUGGCAGCCGAGGAGUCCUCCCUUACCACUUUCGAUUUGAUAUUGCUGAUUCUUAUUAAAAACUGUGAUACUUUUUAAUAUUGUUUUAGAAAUAAAUGUUUAUUUUUACUUUA
Messenger RNA from Colias croceus (clouded yellow), 1676 nucleotides. RefSeq names its product regucalcin-like. The record is from RefSeq and is a predicted model, not a curated record. Gene Ontology annotation, molecular function: gluconolactonase activity; calcium ion binding. Bases 600 to 1622 code for a protein of 340 amino acids. Gene Ontology annotation, biological process: L-ascorbic acid biosynthetic process. Lineage: Eukaryota; Metazoa; Arthropoda; Insecta; Lepidoptera; Pieridae. The transcript is spliced from 6 exons.